Mya arenaria is the source of this 523-nucleotide messenger RNA. RefSeq lists its product as uncharacterized. The record is from RefSeq and is a predicted model, not a curated record. The coding region runs from base 44 to 523 and encodes 159 amino acids. The transcript is spliced from 5 exons. Lineage: Eukaryota; Metazoa; Mollusca; Bivalvia; Myida; Myidae.
GAUCAUCAACACUGUUAUUGGGUUACAGAGCAUCAACAUUGUUAUGGGAUUACUGGGCACCAACACAUUUAUAUGGGGUUACAGGGCGUCAACAUCGAUAUGGGUAACAUGUGACAAUGUACCAGAAACCUAUAAGGUCUACGAGAUCAGAGAAACGGAGACGAAAGGAUUUCAAGUAGACAACUUCACUGAAAGCAGUAACUGUUCCUUGACGUCUGCUACACCACCGGGAGUAAGGACGUGUUUUCGGUUAUCCAAGGUCGGAGAAUUGACGCUAACUCAAGAACUUGACCUUGAGGGGUUUUCGGUUAGCACCACGACUCUACAACUAAAUGUGACAUGUAUCUCCCUGAGAUAUCUGCUCAACAUAACGGUUGUUCCAGUGAACGAAUUCAAACCAACAUUUCUUCAUGCCCCGUUUGCUGUGAAUGUUACUGAGGUCAGCAGUUGUUGUUUUCCUAGCUUGUAUUCAGUUAGUGAAUGCAGUUGUCGCUGUUACGCCAGCAAGCGAGAAGAACAGUGA